AUGCAAUUCCUCAGCCAAUCCAUGGGAUGGUCUGAGUGCAUUAUUCUCGCGACAGCGCCUCUCGGCAUCAUCACGAUAAUUGUCGCUGCGAUAAGGGUUGGUGGUCCGUCAUGGCUUAAAGCUUCAAUUGGACGGGCAGCCGAAAACAUUGCUUCGGCUGAAUUGGAGCUUAUGUCCUCCACUUCCAAAGAAGUCUGCGAGCUUUGGAACGGAAAAGAUGUAGUCCGUUGCGCCGGAUCAGCUCCCAUCUGUGAAUUUAUUUGUUUAGUACCUAGCGAAGGGAUGUCGGAGAAUCCCGCAGUGAGGGUAUUGGAAAUUGAAGAAGCCAGUCUUUACAUCAACAAGAGCUAUAGCUCCGAUGCGCCACCACAGCCAAAAAAUGAGGUUAUCAUCGUAAGAAAUACGCGACAUGCCGCGCCGAAUAUCUCGCACAAUCGUUCAAAAAAUAUUGGUCGAGGUGAGCUUUAUCUCACUGCCUGCUGCGGGAUAAUUUUGCAAAUUGGCGUUUUGGUAUACUGUAGCUUUAUCACUCAGUAUUCUAAAAUUACCGCAAGAUUUCAAAAAAAUGGGCAGCCCGUUGGCAGAUAUGCAUUUCCACUUACUCUAGUCGGUACGGUUCUCUUAAAUAUCGGUAUACUCAUCUGCUCCCACGUGGUGGAAAGCAGUACGAAGGAGGAAAUCUUUACACCAGCGGAAGGCUGGCAGGCACGGCUGGUAUGGCUACAACAAGAAAAAAUGGUUGGCGAUCAGGAAUUUAAAUCUUUUGCCCUCUCCACCAGGGAGGAUCAACCAAGGGUUAUCUCUUCUAGUAGAGUGGAUCGACAUCAGACAACCAAGGCCAAUGAGCUUAAUGAAAUCAAAACGAUAAUAGGGACAGUCAUCAGUUUAAUUGGCUUUUUUGCUCAAUUUAUUGGCAUACGAGGUAUGCACUGGUCUGUUUCUAUUGCCUCCUUGGUUGCAGUCCUCAUAAUGACAGCUAUGAGGGCGUGGGUUCGUCGCGGGUUAACAACUCCCAUAAUAUCCGAACCUCUUCUUCCAGGAUUUGAACUCGAUUGGUUUGCGGAUACUUUCAGGGACCUGAAAAAC
Molecule: messenger RNA, 1086 nt
Organism: Trichoderma asperellum CBS 433.97
Lineage: Eukaryota; Fungi; Ascomycota; Sordariomycetes; Hypocreales; Hypocreaceae
Source: RefSeq, a predicted model, not a curated record